GAUGACUCUGAUUCCUUCACCGAAAACCAUGACCAAUCAGAUUCCUUCAUCGAAGACAGACCUGUGACCUUUGAGGUAGUUGACAGUGGUACGAUGAGAAAAACAAAGAAGUUGGUCAGCAGUGAUGGCUAUUCAUACACAGUAAAGAAUGCUACAUCACGUACAAUCAACUGGAGAUGCAGUGUUCGCAACAAGACCAUCUCCUGUAAAGCAACUGUUGCACAGAGGGACCAGCACUUUAUUCGAGGAGCUAAGCCACAUAUCCACCCUAAUGACCCUGGUGUUGUAAAAAAGACAAAGAUAAGAGCUGAGGUCAUGACAGAAGCUGUUGUUCAUGCCCAUAAGUCUGCUGCUGACAUUGUAAAAGAGAAAAUACACAACAACAUCAUUGGCGAAGACCUCAACCUCCCAAACACUAACAACCUUACCAGAGCAAUCAACAGACUUCGACAGGAGCGCCGUCUAAAGGAACCUAGAGAUUUAAACUUGAGGUUAGCAUAGACGCUUGAAUGGUAAAUGGUUGACACAUCUAUUAGUAGGCGAACACCAUGAACUGAACAAAUUUUGUUUGUGAAUUCUAUAUGUUUUUUCUGUUUAAACGACAGAGUCUAGUGCUUUAUAUGAUAGUAUCUGUAACUAAUUGUUUGAAAUGAACAUUGAUAAUCGCGGGCCUUAAUAUGUUUGUGUAUUCUGCAAUGUUUCGUGUGAGUGUUUUUUACGUUAUAAUGUAUAGUGCUUUAUAUGUAACCAUUCUAAAUUGUUCUUGUUAUUAACUGUUAUUUGAUGAUACUCUUUGUAAACAAUAAAGAUAUGAAAUAUA
Molecule: messenger RNA, 820 nt
Organism: Mytilus californianus (California mussel)
Lineage: Eukaryota; Metazoa; Mollusca; Bivalvia; Mytilida; Mytilidae
Exons: 4
Coding region: 94-501 (135 amino acids)
Source: RefSeq, a predicted model, not a curated record